Messenger RNA from Phyllotreta striolata, 877 nucleotides. NCBI's taxonomy places the organism in Eukaryota, Metazoa, Arthropoda, Insecta, Coleoptera, Chrysomelidae. The record is from the annotation of a GenBank genome assembly.
AUGAAUCCCUUGGACGCCAUUUGCAACAAACCUAGAAAAGACGCCGUCUGCGUCAGUCAAUUGAGAAACGCGAAGAAAGUCGACCAGGCCAUACUGCAGGAGAGACCAGACGUAAAAAUAUUCCUGCCAUUUCGGUUCCUCUUUUACAAACCCCAAGAACUCUUCGUACCUCACACCUACAACAAAUUCUUAGUGGCUCCCGGCGGGGAUCACGUCAUCAGUUUAAUCGACGAAAUUUCGUUUUCUUUUCCCCCCUCGCCGCCGCUGUCGCAGCUAGACGAGCUGGAUCAGGACCUGUUCUGUAACGGCGACAACAGGCCGAUUAAUUGCGGGGCUAAUUGCCAAUGCACGCAUAUGGUGGACAUCCCGUAUAAUGCCAUCGUAGAGGUCGUCUUAGUAGAUGAAGUUCAAUCGCCGAAUUUGAGCCAUCCGUUCCAUUUGCACGGCUACUCCUUUAACGUGGUGGGCAUCGGUAGAUCACCGGAUCAGAACGUCAAGAAAAUUAAUCUGAAGCACGCCCUGGACCUGGAUAGAAGGGGAUUGUUGCACAGGCAGUUUAAUUUACCACCAGCCAAAGACACCAUCGCCGUGCCAAAUAACGGAUAUGUGAUAUUUAGGUUUAGGGCCGAUAACCCAGGUUAUUGGCUGUUUCAUUGCCACUUCCUCUUUCACAUAGUAAUAGGAAUGAAUCUGAUCAUGCACGUGGGGACUCAGCAAGACCUGCCGCCCGUUCCGCAAGGAUUCCCCAGGUGUGGGAAUCACCUACCUCCCAUUACUCCUCCUCACGCCAUUCACGACUAUAAGUGACAGUAGUAGUGAUAGUAUUUUGUAGCGCAAUUUUUGUUUGUAUAAUCGAGAUCAUCGUAAUGCCCGUCGU